This is a messenger RNA of Tigriopus californicus, 2184 nucleotides long. RefSeq names its product radial spoke head 10 homolog B-like. The transcript has a single exon. The coding region runs from base 1228 to 1971 and encodes 247 amino acids. The record is from RefSeq and is a predicted model, not a curated record. Lineage: Eukaryota; Metazoa; Arthropoda; Copepoda; Harpacticoida; Harpacticidae.
UUGAUGGAGAGAGCUCCGUUUGGUUCAACUGCGUAGUAAUCCUGAUGUUGGGCUUCAACAGAGGGCCUAGUACGUACACGUUUCGUACUGUACGUUCAUGUUCCUUAAUCGACUCUGAAUCACAUGUGCACUCUGCACCUUCUUCCUGCUGAGGCUCGUCAGACUGAACCCAGUGCGUGUGUGGGUUACCACUUACUACCUUGGCCCAGGUACUGUCGAGUGUGCCUAGUGAGAGUUCGUAGACAACGAUUUCCUGCCUCACUCUCUGCAUGGAUUUUGUGAAGAGGAAAAAACCACUACCAUCGAGAACCACCCAGUCAAUCGACCGUUGGACGGGAUGGUCGGACUGACUUGUACGUAGUACGCAUUCCGGGUGAGAGAAACGUCGAAGAAAUCGGAUCAGUUGGAUCUAAAUCCUAUCAGAAAGCAGACACGAAUCAUUCUCUCUCGAUGGUUUGAAUACUCAUAACAGAGUUUUUAUGCGGAAUUAUUGCUGGCAUUCCCUCUAGUUGUUGUUGUUCUGCUAUUGUUGUGAAUUGCUUGAAUGCCAUCUGGGAAGCCACAACUACCCCCAAUUGCUCUUCGAGGCGACAUUUCUCGUAGUGCAUCACUUGGAACUUGGACAGAUUAUUGGUAUUCCGCUCGCGACCGGCGUUUGAGAAUCCCAUUAGAUCAUCAUCCAUCCAAAAGGUCCAAGCAAUCAUCAAGUGCAUCGGGCAUGAAAAAUCCAUGACAAGGCCGUCUAAACUAGUGCAUCUACUUGCUGGCCGACUUUAUUUCUUUCUCUCUCUCUCGUGUUGAUCACACCUGAGUGAAUUGAGCAUCAUCAUUAACAUUGUCACCAUCUCAUCCUCAUCCUCAUCUUGAGCUUUGUACAUACGUUCACUAUUGUACAGCGUAUAGCUCCAAUUUCGACCAUCCACGGUUAGAGGAUCAUCGGGGAUCGCUGGCCCGGAGUCUCAGCAAAUCAAACCGACACGAGGGUGGUUGAUCCGAUAGUUUGUCCAAGCGGUGGAACUAUUCUUCAGUUGGUCUGCUUCUCUCGGAGUGGAUGGACUCUUUUUCUUUUUUUCGCUAAUCUGUUUUGGUGGGGUGAAAAUUGAGGCGGAGUGGCUCCUUGAGAAAUCAAGCUGCUAGCUGCAAUCAAUUAUCAAGUCAUUGGUGAAAUUAAAUAUCAAUUGCCAAAAAAAUACAAACUCAAGAAGGAGAACCUCUAAGCCAUUGACCAUGUCAUCUAGAGGGUCAUCACUUUCACGAUUUGACAACUUGUCUCAGAUGUCUCAAUCCGAAGACGAAGAUUCAAAUUUCUCGCGGGCCUCCUCAUUGUCGAGGUCUUCAUCGGGAUCGAUUGCUUCCUCCACAUCUUCAAGCUCUCCCCCAGGAUAUCAUUCUGUCCUGCUUGAGAACCACUUGAAACGAAGUAAGGCUUACCCUGGCCUUUAUCCUCCCAAGGUGACAGCCGCCAUUAGCAACUUCCUAUUCAAUAAUGAGACGCCUGCUCCAGAUCCUUAUCGAACUUAUCACAAUUUGAUCAAGACCUUCAACGACGGCAAAGGCCAGUACAUUGGCGAAUUAGACCACAAAAGCCGUCGGCAUGGUUUGGGUCACAUGUUAUAUUCUUCCAACGAUGCUUUCCAUGGCCAAUGGAAGAAAGGCCAAAGGGAAGGCGAAGGCUCUUUUUUCUGGGCAGACACUGGUAGCGUGUACCAAGGGGAAUGGAAAAAUGGAGAGCGCCACGGAUUCGGUCAUUUUGUGUUUGGAUCGCGGCGAAAUGACAAAUUAAAUGGUGUGGUGUUUAGUGGGAACUGGUCCAAGGGCAAGAUCCUUGGACGAGGCACCGUGUCCCUGGUGAAUGAAGUGGGCAAGGUGGAAAAAGUACCUGAAAUUGUACAGAGUCAUGAUGAUAACGACAAUGUAUCAAUGUUCGCCAAAAAAGAGUUCCUUCAUCUUUUUAAGAAGUUGUCCCUCUAAGGAGUUCAUGCGUUACAUACCGACAAGACCCCUCAAGGAUCAAGACAUUCUGUCCAUUAGACUGAUUGGCCAUUUUCAAGCUUUUGUCCCAACACAAAAGAGACAUUCUUACAUAGAUCGAACGAAAACCAACGUCAUCAUCGGUCAGUCAACACGUCGCUCGAUGUAACUCUGAAAUACAUGCAAUCAAUCUUGGCUGUGAGACCCCCAAAA